AUGCAGCGGGCCGGAUGGAUGAGGCGUGGCCUCUUCCCCCGCGAGAUGUCGAGUUCCUCCGCCACGUUGUGGACGCGAGCUGCUGGCAUUGCCUCCUCUGCCCGGACGGCUCGCACAUUCUCGAUUACCGUGACGCGACGCAGCAUCGAUUCGGGGGCGGGUCCCAUCGAUAGCGAAGUCCUUUGUUCCGAUGCGGUGCCAACGCUGCUGCAAACGACGCCGCGAUCGACUGCCGACGAGGAGGGGCAGAAUUUCGGCAAGAUCAACGAUACCUUCGUUAAUUGGACGACCAAGGGCUUCUUCACCAUCCACGGCGGUCGCCUCCACAACGGCGUUGGCCCCGCCAACUUCAACCCCCUCGCAGAGCGCAAGCCCCUCUACCUCAAGAACGUGGGCGUGUUCGCUUCGAUGGUCGACGUGCCGGUCUCUCUUCCCUGGUCGGACGGUGCCAUCUCGAUGUGGGAGAAGAUGCAGCCUCUCGAUUCGUACCAGAUGGACUCGGUGAUGCGCAAGCGAGCACGCAAGAUGAACAAGCACAAGCACCGCAAGAAGCUGAAGGAGUCUCGCUUCCUUCGAAGGAAGCUCAAGAAGGCCUAA
Acanthamoeba castellanii str. Neff is the source of this 597-nucleotide messenger RNA. RefSeq lists its product as uncharacterized. The coding region runs from base 1 to 597 and encodes 198 amino acids. Lineage: Eukaryota; Discosea; Longamoebia; Acanthamoebidae. The record is from RefSeq and is a predicted model, not a curated record. The transcript has a single exon.